UCAGCUUCAGCCUAGAAUACGGUUUACAUCGCAUCCAGACAUCGGCACGCUACCAAACAAUGCACAGGUACGCCCACUAUCGCGCUCCGGAAAACUGAACCGUCAUAAAAUUAAAAUGUGAAUUAAAACUUCUGGAACUCUUGACUAAUAUAAAAAACGUGCGUUUUUUAAUAAUCGAAACUCUUAAACAUGCAAAGUUUUGCGUUGAAUUAGGUGAUCAAGUUUAAUGACAAACAAUCCUUCGGUGUCGGGCAAAAUGUUUCCACGUGGUGUCGUAGUUUACAUUAUCGGAUUGCUGUUUAUAGUUCAUAAGUCAAGUACUCUUAGUAUUACUAACAUGACUGCACCUGUAAUCCAAGAUCCACGAAAAAAUUUACACAUUUUCUGCAAAUUUGACAUGGGAGGAGAAGAUUUAUAUGCAGUUAAAUGGUAUAAGGAUGAUCACGAAUUUUACAGAUAUUCUCCUUCGGGGCCGAGUAAAUACGUCCAGUAUCCAGUUCCCGGUGUCAAAGUAGAAGUAAGAAGCUCAAAGUGCGUAAAAAACUCGUGCGUUCUGGUUCUGACAGAGCUCCGGAGGCCGGAAAGUUCCGGAGCUUAUAGAUGCGAGGUGUCGAGCGAAGCUCCCGCCUUCAGAUUGGCAUCGCAAACCUACAACAUCACGGUAGCAGCCCUUCCAGAAAUUCCUCCGGCCAUGGAAAACUUAUCAGACAACUACUUUUUCGGCGAAAUUAUUCUGGCCACAUGCACUUCAGAUAUUGGCGAUCCUCAACCAAAAGUAACAUGGAAUAUUAACGGAAAUCCGGUACAAUCAAAAUAUUUGAAAGAGCUUCCCUCCAAAACCGAAGAAUUCGAGGUCAAUAGACAGAUUAAGCUGCGAAAUAGUAUAGUGCAAAUGAAUAUACCCCUCGACAAAAAAAUGGCGACCGAUAAACAGCCGACUACAAAAUUAGAAAUACAGUGUGUUUCCACAGUACCCGGUAUAAAUUACACGGUAUCGUCCAUACGUACUAUUAAAGUCACCGAUGAAAAUCAGCUGGUUAAAAAUCAGCAUCUCUAUUGGCCAAAUUCGUCUAGAUAUUUAAGUAUAGAUAAAGUUCUAUUCGUGUUUAUGUCUAUAGUUUUUUACCUUAUUUAAAAGUAUGUGAUUUUAUGUGAUAUAAGUCUUCUUUUUCGGGAUUAUUCCUUGCUCAUAUCACACCUGUACGUUCUUUAAAGAGUCGUUUUAUAAUAUAAAUUUUGUAAAUAAAAAUAUAUUUUAUAGUUAGAAGAAUUUUAAAUGUUUUUAUUUAUUGUUAUUACAUUAAUAAUAAAAAAACUGUGCUUUU
This is a messenger RNA of Brassicogethes aeneus, 1325 nucleotides long. The record is from the annotation of a GenBank genome assembly. NCBI's taxonomy places the organism in Eukaryota, Metazoa, Arthropoda, Insecta, Coleoptera, Nitidulidae.